Molecule: messenger RNA, 1341 nt
Organism: Acaulospora morrowiae
Lineage: Eukaryota; Fungi; Glomeromycota; Glomeromycetes; Diversisporales; Acaulosporaceae
Source: the annotation of a GenBank genome assembly
CCUUCCUAAUUUUAUCUCACACCAAAAUGUAUUCAAGUGAAUCGGUUGAGCCGCAACGAAUCCGAUCAGUCGCUGGAAAUAUUAACGGACGAUCCUCGCAAAGGCGAACGGGUAGUGGAUCUGCAACCUCGCGUUUAUUUAUCAAUGCAGUAAAGGAUGCAAGUAAGAGCUCGAGGGGAACAGAGGAGAACAGCUCGGAUAAAGCACAUCAUGGUAAACGUCCUUAUAGUCCGAACAUUGACAGUUUCAAAGAAGAUCAAAAAACAAAAGCUCGGAGGGUCGAUGGUGAUUCGGGUAUAGAUAAAAGUCGGUCACAUGAAAUAGACCAAACUCAUAACAGAAGUCUCCAUAUUAAAAAUGAACAUUACUCUAGUGAUCAUGAAAUGUAUGAUCCUUUAUCACAAGAUGGAGAACGUGGUAGGUUUGUAAAUGAGCGACGUUCUCAAGUGAAUUUGAGGCCGCAGCAACAGUCAAGGAGUGUAUUAGAUCGACUAGGCAAAAAAGGAGGUUUAAUGAAUGCUUAUAUCAAUCCAGCUUUUUUUCCAAAUUCAAAUGGUGGUUCCGACCUUUCACAAUCAAAUGACAGCAUAACAUUAACUCCCAAAGUUUCUCGUUGUCGUCAUUGGCCAAAUUGCGAUCUUGGAUCAGCAUGUAAAUUUCACCAUCCUACUGAAAUUUGCCCGAUGGUUCCGAAUUGUCCAAAUUCACCUCGAACAUGUUUGUAUAUUCAUCCGGCGAGUCAAGAUUUCGAUAAUCGUGGUUUAUAUAGGUUUGGUUCAUAUGGAAAUGGGUCGAUGGGACAAGGAACCCUCGGAAUUGGUCCAAACGCUUUUGUAAUUGACCCGAUUGGACAAAACCCUAUGGGUCAUUUUGGAAUAGGACAGCACGGAAUGGGUCAGGGCAUGUUUAACCCAGGAUCUUUUCACUUUCCACAAAGUUUAGCUGGAACAGAUUUAUACAGUGCGACCUCCCUUAGACAGAAUACACUCGAAAACAUUUCUGGACAUGAACAAAAUUUCCAAGGUUUGCGUGAUAAAGAACAAAAACCUUUCAGAUCUGGUGCUGGAUCCACGUCUGUUACGGCAACGAUUAAUACGAACGCUUCAAUUACCGCGACUUCUAGUAGUGUCUCGGCAGAAUCGGUUCAAGAAAAGGAUGCUACAUUGGCUUCGAAUUCCCAAGCAACACCUGCCGUUUUAUGUAAAUACGGAGAACGUUGUGCGAAUCCUAAUUGUGUGUAUGCGCACGCUAGUCCUUCGACCGUUGGAACUGGAAUUACUGCUUCAUCAUUGUUAGAAAUGCCUUGCAAGUACGGAAUCGAAUGCGGACAGACAAAGUGCC